Molecule: messenger RNA, 1223 nt
Organism: Poeciliopsis prolifica (blackstripe livebearer)
Lineage: Eukaryota; Metazoa; Chordata; Actinopteri; Cyprinodontiformes; Poeciliidae
Product: troponin I, slow skeletal muscle-like
Exons: 6
Coding region: 16-576 (186 amino acids)
Biological process (GO): muscle contraction
Cellular component (GO): troponin complex
Source: RefSeq, a predicted model, not a curated record
UUUCUUCUUUUCACUAUGGACACAAAUUUUCCCAUCAACAGCCCUUCGAAACCUAAGCCAAAAAUCUCUGCAUCCCGCAGAUUGUUCUUGAAGACCAAACUGUUAAAGAAGGCGAUGACUAUGCUGGAGAACGAAAAGCAAGCCAGAACAGCUGAUAAACAGAGGAUCCUUGACGAAAGACACCCAACACUCCAACUGUCAGGCCUUUCGAUGCAGGAACUACAGAAUCUUUGCAAAGAGAUUCACCAAAAAAUUGACAAGGUGGAUGAAGAGCGCUAUGACAUUGCUAGCAAAGUCGCAAUAAAUGAGAAAGAGAUACAGAACUUGUCUCAAAAGGUCUUUGAGCUGAAGGGCAAGAUGAAGAGACCGAACCUGAGGAAGGUGAGGGUGUCUGCAGGGGCCAUGCUGGGAGCCUUGCUGGGGGCCAAGGUCAAAGAGUCAGUGGACUUCAAGGCCAACCUAAAGACAGUGAAGAAAGAGGAGGAAAAGAAAGAAGAAGUCACUGACUGGCGUAAGAACGUGGACGCCAUGUCUGGGAUGGAGGGAAGGAAGAAGCUGUUUGACGCUGCCCAGUAGAUCUGUGAUCAACGUCCCUUUGAUCACUGCUGUAAAUUAAGAAAAGUAUAAAUGCUGACGCUGUUUGGGUUUGUAAGUGACAAUGAAAACUUUGGGAUCAUUUUUGUCUCUGCUCCACUUAAGUAAUAUUACCUCACUAUUUCACCUCACCUCUUCUUUGUCUUCUUCAUCGUCACUGACUUCAAAAAGAGAAAUCUAUCAAUUUAAAUCAGUCUUAAAUUUAAAAUUGUCCUAAAAAUCUUAUUCUCCUUUAAUUUUGGGGGGGAGACUGAAAGGACAGUGCAUAUAUAUAUAUUUUUUAUAACAGUUCAGGUUGUGACCAGCCAAUCAUGUUUCAACACUGAGGUUCUUACCCUCAGUGUUGAAAAUGACUGUGCGUUUUUGGAGAUAAACCAGUCUUAUGAUUUAUGUCUAAAAGUACAUGUGAAACAUAUUCAGAAUGCUGUUGUUUUUAUUGAGAACACUGACAAAAUAUCAGUAUAUUCUCAAAAAUAUUUGUCGUGUCUUCACUGUAUUUUCAAGGAGUCUUACAUAAAAUGCCUUCAUUCACACUUUGGAACUGUUACAUGACAAAAUGUCCAACAUUGUUGUAGGAAAACCAGUUGUUUGCUCUCUGCAAAAACCUUAAUAAAUCACAUCCUCAUUUC